Molecule: messenger RNA, 626 nt
Organism: Spea bombifrons (plains spadefoot toad)
Lineage: Eukaryota; Metazoa; Chordata; Amphibia; Anura; Pelobatidae
Gene: GTF2H5
Product: general transcription factor IIH subunit 5
Exons: 3
Coding region: 216-431 (71 amino acids)
Biological process (GO): nucleotide-excision repair, preincision complex assembly; nucleotide-excision repair; transcription initiation at RNA polymerase II promoter
Cellular component (GO): transcription factor TFIIH core complex; transcription factor TFIIH holo complex
Source: RefSeq, a predicted model, not a curated record
CGCGCGUUCAGUAUGGCGCUCGCACAAGCGCACGGCUGUUUAUUAAAAAACGCAUGCGCACACUUCUCCUGUCGUCUGGGAUGCUGUUCGGUUUACGCACUUAAAACCGGACCUGUCCUGCUCGAAUCAGCAUAACCGAGCUGCUUUUCAUUGGCGUCUGUAACUUCGGGAAAGGACAAAAAUAAAGAAGAUUCUCGAACUUGCUGUCUGUAAAAAUGGUGAACGUCCUUAAGGGAGUCCUUGUCGAGUGUGAUCCAGCUAUGAAGCAGUUUCUUCUCUAUUUGGAUGAGACCAAUGCUUUAGGAAAGAAGUUCAUUAUACAGGACUUGGAUGAUACUCAUGUGUUUGUCUUAGCGGAACUGGUUGCUGUCCUCCAAGAAAAGGUUGGGGAGUUGAUGGACCAGAAUUCUUUUCCCAUUACACAGAAGUAAAGCUACUGGAAUUUACGAGACCCUGGAAUAUUUCAGAAACUUUGUUCAUUUGGAAUCUAUACAUGGACAUUGUGUUAGUUUCAGAUUAUGUGUGCUUGAGUAUUGCAAAAAGCCUUUCCAUGUUAUUACCUCUGCUGCGUUUUAUUCCUUUACAAUCAUUUAACUACAAACUCAUGUGGAAAGUGUGACAAAUGG